This is a messenger RNA of Candidozyma duobushaemuli, 675 nucleotides long. RefSeq lists its product as uncharacterized. Gene Ontology annotation, biological process: regulation of gene expression; maturation of 5.8S rRNA. Gene Ontology annotation, molecular function: RNA binding; DNA binding. NCBI's taxonomy places the organism in Eukaryota, Fungi, Ascomycota, Pichiomycetes, Serinales, Metschnikowiaceae. Bases 1 to 675 code for a protein of 224 amino acids. Gene Ontology annotation, cellular component: nucleolus; exosome (RNase complex). The transcript has a single exon. The record is from RefSeq and is a predicted model, not a curated record.
AUGGAAAACACAGAAACCGUGCGGGAUCUCGCUCGUAGUCUCCAGAGUUCUAUUAGUGAGCUAGAAACAGCCUUGCAUCCCAUCGCUGGUCGGUCAUUGGAGGAUCUUACAAAAGAUUGCAAGCUGCCUAAAGAGGAGGCAGAUGUUCUCAACAAGUACCUAUAUUGCACUGUUUCCAUAGCAUUCGCAUACCUCAAGGUCCAGGGCAUCAAUACUGAUGGCCAUCCUAUCAUGAAAGAGCUUGAUCGUGUCAAAGCCUCGAUGAAGAGGAUGAAGGACUUGGAAGCAGCUCAACAGAAGUCCGAAAACAAGAAAGCUCAGAGCAAGGAGGAAGCUGCUGAGUAUAUUCAAAGGACAUUGGGCGGUGCCUCGGGAGGUGCUGCUGCCAGCAAUAGCAUGAAGUCACCAGCAAUCUCAAGUUCGAACUUCCAGGGAAAGCAUACAAAGUUUGAAGAUGACGAUGAUUCUGAACCAGAACUACAAAAGGAGGAGACGACACCAGCAACAUCCUCGAAGAUUGCCGCAAAGAAUACAUCAUCCACCUCCGAAAAGGCUCAACCUCUGAAAUCAUCGAGUUCACCUCAAUCAUCUAAGGCAUCAAAGAACAAAAGUCAGAACAAGGUCAGUAAGCCGCAACCGAAGGGCCAGAGAAAAGCAAGACCGAACAGGAGAUAG